Molecule: messenger RNA, 294 nt
Organism: Gongylonema pulchrum
Lineage: Eukaryota; Metazoa; Nematoda; Chromadorea; Rhabditida; Gongylonematidae
Source: the annotation of a GenBank genome assembly
AUGCAAAGCGGAAGUGGCUAUGACCAGGACAUGUUAGCGCAUUCGAUGCCUUCCGACAAAUGGUUCAGAUCGAGAGGGCUAGCUAAAUUAGGCAUUGAUAUGGAGAUUCAUUUAAGAGCAUUCUCCGUAAAUGCUGUUUUCCAGCAUCUCAAAACAGCCAGCAAAAAAGUUUAUGUAACGGUCGAUGAAUUCCACGAUUUGCUGCGUUCCGAUCGCACGACCUCAGAAGUUCUGUCGGUUUUUGAACAUCGCCUAAUCGAAACCUUUCAGAAUGCUCAAGGGGAAAUUAAGUAA